AUGCACUCCACCAGCACCCUAUCCCUCUCCCUCUCCCUCAUCGUCACCCUCCUCCCCCUCGCCCUCGCGCGAACCGACCACUCAGGCUGCACAUCCACCACCUCCGGCGCCUCCAUCAUCUUCUUCGUGCCCGGCACCGGCGAACUCUGCGACUUCCUCGACUGCGGCGGCGGACGCGCUCCUCCAAAGACCACCGUCCCAGGCUGUCCUCAAUACGUCGGAACAGCUACCUAUUCACCCAGUUUCUUGCCUGGAUUUGGCGCUGGUGGAGUGGUUGCGACUAGUACGCCGACGAGUGUUUUGGUUGCGUCAACGAGCAGCCCGAGUCCUGUGAUCACGGGGACAGGUGCAGGAGGGAGUGCGGUUACGUUGACGGGGACUGUGAGUUCGAGUUCAACAUUGGUAUCGGAAUCGGUGAAUGUCUCUUCGCAGUCCUCUGCAGUCGCAGGUGGCAGCACUAUCACGGCCAUCAGCAGUAGCACACCUUCUGGAAGCGCCGCAUCGCAAAGUGCAUCAUCAGGUUUAUCAGCUAGGUCUAGCACUGGAUCUGUAGCCGGAUCAGGAACUUCAACGGGAACGGCUGCGGGCGCAACGAAUACCAAUUCCGGCUCUAUGAAUGCGGUGAAUGGCGUUGUUGGUGCUGUGGCGGCUGGUAUUGCCUUUUUGUUGUAG
Molecule: messenger RNA, 672 nt
Organism: Cadophora gregata
Lineage: Eukaryota; Fungi; Ascomycota; Leotiomycetes; Helotiales; Ploettnerulaceae
Exons: 1
Coding region: 1-672 (223 amino acids)
Source: RefSeq, a predicted model, not a curated record